AUGACAGUCGAAGUACAGAAGGACAACGAGCUCGAGACCACUAAUUUCGCUGAUGAAGAUGAAGUAUCAACUUUUAUAAGAGAAAACAGGAACAAAAACACUGCAAAAAAGACACAUAACGAUUUACGAGUCUUUUACAGGUGGGCAAAAAAGAUUAAAGAAAUAAGAAAAAUUGAAGAGAUACCGCCUAAUGAGCUGGACAAACUACUAGCCUGUUUUGUGGUAAAAGUACGCAAGCAAAAUGGCGAUGAAUUUGAACCAGAUACUCUUACCUCCUAUUUCCGUAGUAUCGACCGCUUUCUUAGAGAACAAGGCAAACAAUACUCCAUUUUGCUGGAUAGAGAAUUCAACCGUUCUCGGGAAGCCUUGGCUUGCAAAAGAAAGGAGCUCCGUAGGCGUGGGAAAGGCCAGAAACCAAUCAAGGCACAGGGGCUGAGUACAGAUCAUAUUAAGAUAUUAUGGCAAAAACAACAGCUUGGCAACAGUUAUCCUCAAGUCCUUCUGCGUACAGUUUGGUUUUACAACACUGUUUACUUAGGUUGGAGAGCACAAGAUGAGCACCAUCGUGUAAGAUACGGCGACUUUGAAGUCAAAACAGAUGGAGAAAGAGAGUACGUAGAAUGGAUUAAGGAACGCGGAAGCAAGACUAGAACAUACGAAAAUGAGUUCUUCCCGGAUCGUCCGUUCAAUCCUAAGAUGUUUGCAACUGAUGGACCUCGUUGUCCAGUGAAAUUAUUCAAGAAGUACAUUUCUCAUGUACCACCAGAAAUGAAAAAAACAGAAUCUCCUUUCUACUUGGCAGCCAUUCAAAAACCAUCAUCAGAGAUAUGGUACAAGAGACAACCACUUGGAAAGCACUCGAUGGCACAGUUCAUGAAAGAGAUGUGCAAAGCCGCCGGUAUUGAAGGCCGUUUUACCAACCACUCGGCACGAAGAACCAUGAUUUCAACGCUACGAAAAGAAAACGUAGAGCCUCUGAAUAUAAUCGCCCUGGCUGGCCAGAGAAACCUAAAGUCUUUGGAUAGUUAUUCA
This is a messenger RNA of Actinia tenebrosa (Australian red waratah sea anemone), 1032 nucleotides long. RefSeq lists its product as uncharacterized. The record is from RefSeq and is a predicted model, not a curated record. Lineage: Eukaryota; Metazoa; Cnidaria; Anthozoa; Actiniaria; Actiniidae.